Fomitopsis serialis is the source of this 3638-nucleotide messenger RNA. RefSeq lists its product as uncharacterized. The record is from RefSeq and is a predicted model, not a curated record. Lineage: Eukaryota; Fungi; Basidiomycota; Agaricomycetes; Polyporales; Fomitopsidaceae. The coding region runs from base 363 to 3638 and encodes 1091 amino acids. Gene Ontology annotation, molecular function: lipid binding. The transcript is spliced from 15 exons.
GAUUGCUCCUGUGAGCCGUCGUGCAUUGACUCUAUGUAUUCUUCGCUUGCUUCAGAUUUCAUGCCCCACGUCCUACGCGCGCUCUAGAAGACGGCCCUCCAUAACAUGGGGGAGCAUCCCUCGUUGCUCCAUUCUCUUCACGGUCGCGACCACUCCACCUAUGACAUAGCUCAGACUUGCCGAUAUGCGCGUUCGUGCACGCUCCAUACACAUGAACUCCUAUAAGUGUCUUCCCUUCCAGCGCCGACGACUCCAGUACACCACGCUCGGCUUUCCAACGACUCUUUACGACGUUCUUGACCUGUUCACAUUCUGACCUCACACUUCCCCGAUAGAAUUGACGACAGCAGCGAGGGCCGACGAUGUCGCACAAGCUUGCGGAGCCCUACUCGGGCAAGAACCCUGUGCCAAAGAUCACCACGAAGCUCACCUCGCUCUUGAAUCCCGAGAAGGCCACCGAGGCCAAAGCGAAACAGGUGCAAGACAGCCCCGGGAAGAGGCUCGUCAAGGGACACGCCAUGCGAACGACAGACCCGACGACUGGAGAGGAGCUGACCAUUCGGAACGCGGACCCGAAAAUGGAGGCUGAGUGGGAGGAGGAAGGCGGAGAGAAUGUGUUGAGCCAUGUGUUUCCGCCUCCAGACAUUGACAUGCAUCGCAAGGUCAUGCUGUCCUCGACAUCCACCGCCAUUCUAUACAUUUCAGCAGGUUACACAUGCGCCCUGCUCGUCGCUCUCCUGUUUGGCUCAUAUCUCUGGUUAUGGCCCGUCAUACUGUUGCCUCCCAUCUUCCUUGCGUACAGCAUGCAUUUCCGCGUCAAGAACGCGUCUCAGAACGACUUCCAGAACCGUAUAUGGCAUUCGGAGCGCGUGCGCGGUCUACGCGCGGGUGACGACCUAGACCGCAAUGGCAAUGUCGCAACAGAGGAACGGACGAAAGAAAGUGUAGAAUGGGUCAACUCGGUGCUGAGGGGCGUGUGGCCUAUCAUUAACCCUGACAUGUUCAGCUCGCUCGUGGACAUGGUCGAAGACAUCAUGCAGUCUAGUGCACCGUCAUUUGUUCACUCUGUUCGAAUUGCCGACUUGGGCCUCGGCUCGAACGCGGCGCGCAUGACGUCGAUCCGCUCCUUGCCCGACGCGGACGGCAGCAAAGACGGUGACGGGAUCUCCGAGUCGCUCGAGGUGGACUCCGCAGACAUGUCGCCAGAGGAGCGGGACGCUCUGGGCGGCGACCACGUCAACCUUGAGGUAGGGUUCGCAUACCGCGCGGAACCAAGCGGGGAGUCCGCGCAGAGCAAGGCGAAGAAUAUACACUUGCUGGUGGAGUUCUUCGUCGGCUUAACGGGAGUCUUUGGUGUCAAGUUUCCUGUCUGGGUCGAAGUGACCGGAGCGAUAGGGACGGCGCGCGCGCGUGUCCAACUGAUCUCCAACCCGCCAUUUGUCAAAACAACGAUGAUAACCCUGCUCGGUUUGCCCCAUAUCACUAUCAAGGUCGUGCCACUGAACGAGCGGCUUCCAAACAUGAUGAACAUCCCCUUUAUCUCCGGGUUCAUCUCGAGCGCGAUCAACACCGCUGCGGCUGAAUAUGUCGCGCCGAAGAGCCUGACCCUCGACCUCCAAAAGCUGAUCAGUGGAGACGACAUCAAGAAAGACACGGAGGCACUUGGUGUGUUGAUAGUCCACAUUCACCGUGCGACUGGCCUGGCAAAGGCGGAUACGAACGGGUCAUCGGAUCCAUACAUCACACUUACGUUCUCGCGGCUUGGCAAACCACUGUACUCAACGCGGAUUAUCAUGAAUGACCUGAACCCGGUAUUCGAGGAGACGGCCAUUAUCCUUGUGGACGUCAACACCGUGAAGCUGAGGGAGAAGCUGAGCUUCCAGCUGUGGGAUAGCGAUCGCAUGAGCCUGGACGACAUGCUCGGCUACCACGAAGUCGAUGUUGUCGAGCUGGUCAGGCAACGAGGGAAACCCGUCCGGCGCGUCUCCACUCUCUCCUCUCCUGAUUCCCACCACCGCCCCGGAAACGUCGAGUACACCGUGGGGUACUACGGCAAGCUCUUACCCAACGCUGCGCUAUCCACGGAUGGUGUGGACCCUGGCAUCCCGGACGACCUCCGGCAGAAGCCAGAGUUCAAGGAGGCCCGGGCGGUCGCGCUCGAUGAUUUGGAGGCGGACGUUUUGACUACGCCGCCUGAUCAGGAGUGGGUCAGCGGAAUUCUGAGUGUACAGGUGCAUGAGAUCCGAUAUUUGGCAGUUCGGAGAGGCGAGAAGUCGAGCGAGGGAAUGGGGGCCAAGGGUCAAGACGAUUCAGACGAAGCGCGGGAAGAGGGUGAAGAUCUGCCAUCCAGUUACUGCACUAUAGCGUUGAAUGACGAACUGGUGUACGAGACCCGCGUGAAGCCAAUCACCAGCUCGCCUAUGUUCAAUGCCGGGACAGAGAGGUUCAUCAGAGAUUGGCGCAAGGCACACGUCACUGUCAACGUCAAAGACUCUCGGAUGCGAGAGAAUGAUCCAGUACUCGGCGUAGUCUUUCUGAAGCUUUCUGAGCUUCUGGUGAAUGCGUCUGAAGUUACCCGCUACUGGUCUAUCGAGCAGGGUAUCGGUUAUGGCCGCAUCCGCAUCUCAGUGCUCUUCCGACCUGUGAAGCAAAGCUCCCACCCAAUCUUCUGGCUUCGAAACGGGACACUCGAGAUCCGCGACAUUGCCGUGCAGUCAGGGAAAUUUCUCGGACUGCGAGGUGCGUAUGAAGGUCACUACCAUACCCGCCGAACAGAAGGUGUCCGAAAACAAGCGGAGAAACGUGACGAUGAGACGUGUGGAGCCACAAGACACCUCCAACUUGUUGUCGACAGCGAUACGGGGCAGCUCUACUGGUUCUUCCGCGACGCCAGCGGUUUCAAGACGUCGGCGCGCAAGCCCUCGGCGUACUAUGGCUCCCACGGAGACUACUCCCGACUGAAGCUCAAUUACGUCCCGCCUGACGGCGAUCUGUCGUACUGGGAUUCGGACAGGGAGAAGAUCGAACGCAUCGGUUCGGUCUUCUUGGACAUUUGCUUCAAGCCGGGCAUCUCUGGUCUCCAUCACCAGCUACUCAAAGGCGAGGGUGCCAAGAAGCGCCAGGCCUGGGAUGAGUAUGAUAGGCAGGAGGCCGGAGGGAUGCGGGACGACGUGGGGAAGAUGGGCGUCGAGUCUACGGCGGAGAAUCAUCAGCCGAAGGAGAGUAACGAACGAACUAUGAGCGGUGGUCCGGUGAAUGCGGCGGGAGGCGAUACAUCGUCGGCGGGCGUUGGUGAUGAAAGCAGGACGGAAGGCACGAAUACGGUCGUCUCUUCCGACGCAGCGGAGACCGAGGAGCAGACGCUCGAGCACCCCGAGGAACACACAGAGGAAGCUGAGCGACGGGAUGAGGAGUCCAGCGAACAAGACGGCGAGUCCGAGAGCAAGGGUCCCAUCGAGAGGUUCAAGGAUUGGCGACAGCAUGAAAAGGAGCUGCAUCGUGGUCACCGUGGCGUCAUGCAGGCGAAGCCCGCGCGCACUGCCCAGUGGAUGAAAGACAACGUUGAGGAAGGCGUACAUGCAGUCAAAGAGCGCAUGAAAAUGCAUGCGAAGCAGCCGGAUGUCGAGACCGAGGUCUAA